AUGGAUAGAAUCAGUCUGCUGUCAGAUGACUUACUUUUAAAGAUACUAUCUUACGCCCGAACAAAAGAUGUGCUGGACACAAGCCUUUUGUCAAAACGAUGGACUUCUCUCUGGAAACAUGUGCCGAAGAUUGAUUUGUAUGUUGAUCUCAUGGAUAGUGGUAACAGAGAUGAUUUACGUUUCGUCAACAAGUUUCUGGAAUCGCAUAAAGCUCCAGUCCUAGAAACUCUGUAUUUCAAUAUACUCACAACUUACAAUAAUCCUGUUCCUCAAGUAGAGAUCGAGAAAUGGAUUAGGGUUGUAAUCUCUCGGAGUGUGCGUGAUCUUAGACUUUCCCAAACUCAACGAGGUUCACGGCCCGUGCCGUUGCCUAGGAGCUUGUUUGCAUGCCAAUCCCUUGUGAAUUUACACCUCCGACAAGUGAAAAUCGUCGAUGUUCCUUCGGAUAUCAGUUUCCCUUCCCUCAAACAGUUAAGCCUUUCACUUGCGAACUUCUCCAGCGGUGAAGUCUUUAGUAUUAUGUUAUCCAGUUGCCCUGUCCUUGAAGAACUUUUUAUGGAUGGACCUUGGGAUCAUGGCGGUGUGAAGACAAUCACCAUUGCGGUUCCAUGGUUGCAGAGACUAGAUAUCUCUGAAACUAGCGAUUGUGAUCGAAAUUGGUUUAUGGUCAACACUCCUUCUUUGAAAUCAUUAAAAACUUACAUGCGCAAUAGUCAGUUUUUUUCAUUAGUGAAAAUGCCAGAGCUGGUGAAAGCAGAAAUCGACGUUAAACAUGGUGAUCCUGAGAGGCUUCUGAGUUGUUUAACCUCAGCUAAACACCUUACUUUAUGUUUAAACCCACGAAUGGAUUACAAUCCUCCAUACGACUUCAAUCAGCUGGUGUCGCUUGAGUUAUCUACGCGAUGCACUUCAUAUUGGUUGAUUCAUAUACUCAGACAUUGCCCUAACCUGAGAACUCUUAGGUUCAGACAAUUUUACUGCAGAAAUACAAGAUAUAUCCAGAUCAAAUGGGAGCAACCGAGUUUUGUUCCUAAAUGUUUGAUUUCGAGUCUCGAAACUGUUGAAUGGAUUGUGUACGGAGGAACAGAAGCAGAGAAAGAAGUUGCUAUCUACUUAUUAGGGAAUGCAAGCUAUCUAAACAAGAUGACUAUUAAAACUAAUUCCACUUUGAAAGAGAAAAACCGUUUGCGAAUGGAGUUUGAGUCCAAGCCGAGGAGUUCUAGCAAAUGUCUCAUUUCAAUCAAUUGA
Molecule: messenger RNA, 1248 nt
Organism: Camelina sativa (false flax)
Lineage: Eukaryota; Viridiplantae; Streptophyta; Magnoliopsida; Brassicales; Brassicaceae
Source: RefSeq, a predicted model, not a curated record